AUGGACCCCCCAGCGGAUUCGAAAGUCGUUCCUGAACAUCCAGCGCAAAAUGUUGAGAACGGCAUUAAUCAUGCUGAAGAACCGCCUACGAAGAGAGUCAAAUUGGACGAAUUCAACCCUUAUUCUGGACAGCAGAAUGGAGAGCUUCCCCCCCAGAGACAGAAGGGCAUAGCACCAAUCAAGGCAGAGUUUCUCAUUCCCAAACCUACGCAUGCCCAGCCCGCCGACGAUGCCGACGAUGCCGCCGAAGAAUCAGCCUAUCAAGACCGCGACGACGAGAAAAAGGGAGGGAAGAAGAAGAAAGGCGGCGGCCAGAACACGAACCGUACGUUCGGGAGGUCGCAAGACGCAAAGGGACUGUGCGCAAGUAGGACUUUCAGCCCAGAGUUCUCGCCGGAAGAGUGCAAGUUCGGUGACAAAUGUCGCUUCGAGCAUGACCUGCGUGUUUACUUGAAGGAGCACAAGCGCGAGGAUCUUACAACUCUAGGCGGGGUUUGCCCCGUUUGGGAUGCUCGGGGGAAAUGCGCUUCAGGCUGGAAAUGUCGACUUGUCGGCUCACAUAUGACCGAACGGGAUACAUCAGAUGGAAGAAAGGAGUUGGUCCUGGUUGAGGAUGAAGAGCGCAAGAGCAAGGCCCGGCCGCUUGUUCCGUUUGCCGGAGAGGACGGCGUGGUGAAUGCGACUUCAUCAGAGGACAAGGUGGCGCUUGCGAGAAGACGGACACAGACCCCAAAGGCCGAUGCUUAUACGAGCUGGCUCGACAAGUCCUCCAAGUGGCUAGAGCAAACGCUUCACGGACGCUACCAGGAGGGAGAACAGCCGGUUGGCGAGGACAAAGACAAACAGGAAAGAGAGGACAAUCGCGCAACAUUCAUGCAGGCUCCAUUCUUGCCAUCCGAGAAGCGUCGACUAUACUUUGGACCCGAGACUCCGGCUCUAGCGCCAUUGACUACGCAAGGAAAUCUACCGUUCAGAAGACUGUGCGUGGAACUCGGUGCACAGCUCACCUACUCAGAGAUGGCUGUCAGCAUGCCGUUGAUUCAAGGCCACAAACCGGAGUGGGCAUUGAUGCGCGCACACGAGUCAGAAGCACUUCCCCCAACCGUCUCUCCGGGCGACGGAAUUGUCCAAGGCUAUGACAACUCACAGGACAUGAGGUUUGGCGCUCAGAUUGCUGCAAGCAAGUACAAGUGGGCCUUGAAAGCAACAGAGGUGCUGUCCGCUCUCACUCCGAAUCUGCGGGUGAUUGACUUGAACUGCGGGUGUCCUAUUGAUCUCCUCUACCGUGAGGGAGCUGGAUCUGCACUGCUUGACAGUCAAUCAAAGCUGGAGAAGAUUCUUCGCGGAAUGAAUGCGGUCUCUGAGAAGAUUCCCAUUACAGUCAAAAUUCGAACUGGUACGAAGGACAACAGCCCGACUGCCCAGAAACUGGUCGAACGACUCGUCCUUGGAGGCCACGAGUCCAGCCUGCUCGGCUGUGGCCCAACUGGCGUUGCGGCUAUCACUCUUCAUGGAAGAAGCCGACAGCAGCGGUACACGAGAGAGGCCAACUGGGAAUACAUUUCUGAAACGGCGGCGCUUAUCAAGCGCCUCAAUGAAAAGACAGACGAGGUUACAGACACCAUUCGAGAACCCGAGGAGCGAUUGCAGCCGAACGGUGGCAAAACCUGGUUCUUGGGUAAUGGAGACUGCUACUCACAUGUUGACUAUGACGACCAUAUCAACCAUGCCGGAGUAGACAGCGUUAUGGUCGGUCGCGGUGCCCUGGUCAAGCCAUGGCUCUUUGAGGAGAUUCAGGCAGGGCAGUACCUUGACAAGUCCGCUUCCGAGCGGUUAGCAUACAUUGAAAAGUUCGCCAAGUACGGCAUGGAAACAUGGGGAACGGACGAAUACGGCUUGGGCAUAACUCGACGCUUCAUGCUGGAGUGGCUGAGCUUCGCAUCACGAUAUGUGCCGAUUGGACUGCUGGAGUAUUUGCCUCCAAAGCUAAACGAUCGACCUCCGUUCUGGAGGGGUAGGAAUGACUUGGAAACGCUAAUGGGCAGUACGAACUACAAGGAUUGGAUCAAGAUCAGUGAAAUGUUCCUUGGCCCAGCCCAUAAGGACUUUAAGUUCGAACCCAAGCAUAAAUCAAAAUCUUACGAAGCAGAAGGAUAA
Messenger RNA from Aspergillus calidoustus, 2157 nucleotides. The record is from the annotation of a GenBank genome assembly. NCBI's taxonomy places the organism in Eukaryota, Fungi, Ascomycota, Eurotiomycetes, Eurotiales, Aspergillaceae.